UGUGCAAGCAGCCAGGAAGUGGCAUGUUUGUGCAGUAACGUUGGUGGGAUACAUAAACUGCAUGCAAACUAAUUAUUACCUGUAUUUACAUAAAGCAUACAUUCGUAUAUGAAUGAAUUAAUACUAACCGUCAUACUAUUAAUGCAUUGUUAACCUAUACUAAAUAUGUUCUAUUGGAUUUAACCAGGAAGGUCUUUGUUUUCCUAGCUUUGUGUUUUUUGCAUUUGAUAUCCUUUUGAUGGUGUGUCAGCUGUUAGUUUGUGCUUCCCGUGCAAAGUGUGAUCUGUUCCUUGUCACAUUAGGCCAUCAUUAGUAACUGAAUAUUUUGCAAUCACUUGAUGUUGUGUGCUCACUAGGGCAAGUACAGAUUACACUAUACAUUGUCAAACUCAGUAAACGAUAAUAGACCUUAUCUAAUGGACUGACAUGGUGCAUGUUAAGUAGACUCACUUGAGGCUAUUAAUACACACCUGUGACUGGGCGCUUUAUGAAUUGGGGAUUUUUUUUCUUCUGGUCUUCUGGUUUCACCAAUGUGGCUUGCACUUUAUAUUCAUGUUGCUUUGAAACUUAACAUAAAAUAUAGCACAAGUGCACAAGAAUGGCCUUGUUCUAGAGACAGUGUUCUCAAGCUAGAAUUCAGAGAGCUCGACUGCUUUAUAUUGUUGAGCACAGCACACCAAUACAUGAAGCGUUUCCAGGAACUUCACUCUUCACUCAAGCAUUAAGCCUGUUGCCGUUCAGUGCCUUGGAAAAACGGUAAAACACUGUCACUUUAUUUAAACCUACAAUAUGCUGUCAUUAAGCCCUGUCUCAGCACAUGAAAGUGAAGCAAGCAUUUAUUUAUUGCUGUGGUAUUCAGAUGUUGUUCACUGUGGAUUUGAGGCCUUCAGCAGGCUGUAAACCCCUCCCUUCGCAGAUAUCUGAUGAAUGGACUCUUAUGAAAAGUUGGUUCCAAGCCAAAGACCUGAAAUUAAGCAUGUUGCACUUGAGCAACCUGGAAAAGCCAUGACCACAGCAUGAAUUUCACUUUAAGAGGAAGAGUAUGUUAAUGUGUCAUUAAUUUGUAGCGCAUUCACUAUCUCUCUCUGGAGUUCUACAUGGGCAGAACUCUACAGAACACCAUGAUAAAUCUUGGGCUGCAGAAUGCCUGUGAUGAGGCCAUCUACCAGCUUGGACUAGAUUUGGAAGAGCUGGAGGAGAUUGAGGAGGAUGCAGGAUUGGGAAACGGAGGGCUUGGGCGUCUUGCAGCUUGUUUUUUGGACUCAAUGGCAUCUUUGGGUUUGGCGGCAUAUGGAUAUGGCAUUCGUUAUGAGUUCGGCAUCUUCAAUCAGAAGAUCACCAAUGGCUGGCAGGUGGAGGAAGCUGAUGAUUGGCUGCGUUAUGGUAACCCUUGGGAGAAGGCCCGUCCAGAGUACAUGCUGCCUGUGCAUUUCUAUGGCCGAGUGGAGCAUACACAUGAGGGACCAAAGUGGGUUGACACCCAGGUGGUGCUUGCGAUGCCUUAUGACACUCCUGUGCCUGGUUAUAAAAACAACACUGUGAAUACUAUGAGACUGUGGUCUGCCAAAGCGCCUAAUGAUUUCAACCUGCAAGAAUUUAAUGUGGGAGAUUACAUACAAGCUGUACUGGACCGAAACCUGGCGGAGAACAUUUCCAGGGUGCUCUACCCCAAUGACAAUUUUUUUGAAGGGAAGGAGCUCCGUUUGAAGCAGGAGUACUUUGUGGUGGCUGCUACUCUGCAGGAUAUCAUCAGACGCUUUAAAUCUUCAAAGUUUGGCUGCCGGGAUCCCGUACGCACCUCUUUUGAGUCUUUCCCCGAAAAGGUGGCGAUCCAGUUGAAUGACACUCAUCCAGCUCUGGCGAUUCCUGAACUCAUGAGGAUCCUGGUGGAUAUAGAGGGGCUAGACUGGGAAAAGGCAUGGGAGGUCACCACAAAGACAUGUGCGUACACGAACCACACGGUGUUACCCGAGGCUCUGGAGCGCUGGCCGGUCUACAUGUUUGAGAAACUUCUGCCACGACACCUGCAGAUCGUCUACGAGAUCAACCGGCGGCAUCUGGAUAGCGUCGCUGCGUUGUUUCCAGGCGACAGUGACCGCUUGCGCAGGAUGUCCCUGAUCGAGGAGGGCGAUCCGAAGAGGAUCAACAUGGCCCACCUUUGUGUGGUCGGUUCCCACGCUGUUAAUGGAGUCGCACGGAUUCACUCAGACAUCGUCAAAACCACUGUGUUUAAGGACUUCUGUGACAUUGAGCCAGAGAAGUUCCAGAACAAGACCAAUGGCAUCACACCUCGUCGCUGGCUGCUGCUCUGCAACCCCGGCCUGGCUGACAUCAUCGCUGAGAAAAUAGGUGAGGACUUCCUGACAGAUCUUUUCCAGCUAAAAAAACUGCUGGACUUCGUCAAUGAUGAGAUGUUCAUUCGGGACGUGGCCAAAGUGAAACAGGAGAAUAAGCAGAAGUUUGCUGCGUAUCUGGAGAGUGAGUACAAAGUAAAAAUAAAUCCUGAGUCCAUCUUCGACAUCCAGGUCAAAAGAAUCCAUGAAUACAAGAGACAACUGCUCAACUGCCUGCAUGUCAUCACUUUAUACAACAGGAUUAAGAAAGAACCAAACAAGAAGUUUGUUCCCAGGACAGUAAUGAUUGGUGGAAAGGCAGCACCAGGCUAUCACAUGGCCAAAAUGAUUAUUAAACUGAUCACCUCAGUGGGGGAGGUGGUGAAUCAUGAUCCUGUGGUGGGAGACAGACUCAAGGUCAUUUUCCUGGAGAACUAUAAAGUCUCUCUAGCUGAGAAGGUGAUCCCUGCUGCAGACUUGUCCGAGCAAAUCUCCACGGCAGGCACAGAAGCCUCGGGUACAGGGAACAUGAAGUUCAUGCUUAACGGAGCUCUGACCAUCGGCACUAUGGAUGGCGCUAAUGUGGAGAUGGCAGAAGAAGCUGGAGAAGAAAACCUGUUCAUUUUUGGCAUGAGGGUGGAGGAUGUGGAGGCCAUGGACAAAAAGGGAUACAAUGCCAGGGAAUACUACGAGCGUCUGCCUGAACUGAAGCAGGUGAUGGAUCAGAUCAGCACUGGCUUCUUCAGCCCCAAAGAGCCUGAACUCUUCAAAGACAUCGUCAACAUGCUCAUUGACCAUGACAGGUUCAAGGUGUUUGCAGACUAUGAAGCAUACAUCAGCUGUCAAGAAAAAGUUAAUGAACUUUACAGGAACCCAAAAGAAUGGACCAAAAAGGUAAUCCGAAACAUUGCUGCUUCUGGAAAGUUCUCCAGCGACCGCACCAUCGCAGAGUAUGCGCGCGAGAUCUGGGGCGUAGAACCAUCCGACGUCAAGAUCCCACCACCUAACGAACCCCGUGAAUGAGAGAGCGGGCAACAUAAUGGUCUGACGGUAUACACUGGGUCUGCUCUCCUGUUCCUCAAGCUUUCCCUGUGUGUCCUUGUGCUUUGACUGGCUUCUCCUGAUUCAGAUUCGGGUUCCUCUCACUGUCCGUAACACCAUGUGAAGCCUUCACUGCUGUACAAAAAAUUAACUUUUUGCACGUUCACUCUAGUAUGUUUUAAAUCGCUGUUAGUUUCACAUGCCUAAUUAUCAUCAUGGUUUCCAUUCUGCAAAUUCAAUUUGUUAGUCAUCCGAGACUAAUUUAUUGAAGUUCGGUUUUGUUAAAACGAUUUCCAGCUUCAGUUUCAGAGCUAUUUAUGCGUCAGUUGGUGUCUAUUCUGAAUUUUUGUGCAUUCCUUGUUUGACUUUUGAGAGUGGCAGUUGUGACUGAUGAAACGGGGAACACUGUGGGAUCGAGCAAGAAACUUGAGUAUUUUAUGAAGCCAAAUUAGCAACUGGAAACCAUUCGAGACUUGAUUUAACACUUGUGUCCUAGAAUAAUUCUUAAACAUGACAGACUAAAUGUGGUUGCAGGUCAAAUAUUUUGUUUAAGUGUAUUUGCCUUAAAAUGUGGAAUUAGCAGUCAGAAACAAUAGCCUUAAAAGUAACAAAUGCAAACGGCAUUGAUGUAAUGACUCCAGAGUGCGUGUGAUGUGGUUGUUCAGUGUCCAAAUGAUCUUUUUAUGCAAGCUUUCAAAUGCAGGUUAAAGGGUGAUUGUGUGCAUACUGUGCAAUAUUAACAACAAUAAUAGAACACAUCCCUUUGUAAAUAUUUCAUGAAAUAACGAGAAUAGUUAUGGCAGCUGGCUGAUGUGAACUCGUGGGAAUUCAUCAUGUGCGUCCUUUAAAUAAUGUUAUAGUUGUGUGGUGUUUUUUUUUUUUUUUUUUUUUUUUUUGGAAGCUGAUUUAAUUUCCUCUACUGUUUCACACGGCAUUACCAAAAUGAGAUAUUUUGUCCGAUUCAUUUUACAAAGCAGCUUGAACUCUGGAAAUUCAUAAAUCAAACCCUGGCUUGAGUUUCAACUCGAAGCAGCAUUUCAGAUUGCAGUGGUUUUGAAUGUAUGCUUAUGGAUGUGCUAUUGAACAUUCAAUCCUUGUACCGAGGCCUUGUUUUCUUGCUGCAUUUUACACAAGUACUGUAUACAGUUAAUGGCGUUUAAACAAUGUUAACAAAUUAAAUAAAAAAAAUUCUGAAAACAAAAA
This is a messenger RNA of Puntigrus tetrazona (Sumatra barb), 4577 nucleotides long. It is a transcript of the gene pygb, whose product is annotated as phosphorylase, glycogen; brain. The record is from RefSeq and is a predicted model, not a curated record. Lineage: Eukaryota; Metazoa; Chordata; Actinopteri; Cypriniformes; Cyprinidae. Gene Ontology annotation, molecular function: pyridoxal phosphate binding; glycogen phosphorylase activity. Gene Ontology annotation, cellular component: cytoplasm. Gene Ontology annotation, biological process: glycogen catabolic process. The coding region runs from base 1098 to 3356 and encodes 752 amino acids. The transcript is spliced from 20 exons.